ACUAGAACACGAUAGAACCUUUUGCGAAUGGUUUAAGGGGGAAACGGUAGCUGCUAAUGCUACAGAAUCUACUUUUUCUAACUCUAACAUCUCAUUAUCAGUUGUGUGUUGUAUUGUUGUUCGUCGUUCGUCCAGCUCUGUGAGUUCUUGUCCAAUUUUAUCAUGGAGCAUCCCAGCAGUGGACAUGGGGGACUAUGGAACUGUCCACGAACGACCCAGUACAGCAAGGAAACUCAGGAAAUGCUGAAAUUGAUGAUGCAAGAGUCACGGCUUACCAACCUUCAACAGAGAAAACUCAGCAGUCAUCUGAGGAAGGGGGAGGCCCUUCCACUGGCCUGUAACCCUACCUCGUCGGCGCCUCCUCCUCAGCCAAAGCCGAAGGCCAUCAAGACCUCCACGUCCCUGUCGGCCAAGCAACUGAGACGGCAGGCUGAAGUGUGCAAAGCGGGAGACGGCUACAAGAGGGAGCUGUUCCGUCCCAGUGCAACAAGGGAUCUGGAGAAAGAGAAAAGGAGAUUGCAGAACAUUUUGUCAGGCAGCGAAGGGGACCCCAAACCUAGAGGGGUUAGGAGUCUCGCAAAGGGGAAGUCUGUAGACGAGGAGGAGAAGGAUAGAUUUCAAGAGGUUCUGGAGGAGAUUGAGGACAGGAAGCAAUUCUUAGAGGAGAUGAACUCACUUGGGAUGGGCUCCCAUUACCAACAUAUCAUCAACACCGAGAUCUCACAGAAAAUACGGGAGUUGGAGUUGAUUGACAAGGCUCGCAGUGCUUCCUUGCAGUCUCUCUUAAAAGAAGACAAGAGAGAGGAGAGCACCAGCAAUGACAAUCCCUCACUCUAAUGACGUGUUCGACAACAUCUUCUUCACCCAAACUGCCUUUUGUGGUUGUUGUCAUUGUUAUCUGAAGCUGAAAACUUCCCUCUCAAGUACAGUAUCAUGGAUCCAAUUCAAAACCUUUUGGUACAGGCAUUUAAAUGGACUGUUGAUGGUUACUCUUAAAAAAAGGGGAAAGACUUGA
Messenger RNA from Sardina pilchardus (European sardine), 1015 nucleotides. RefSeq names its product chromosome 1 C22orf23 homolog (gene c1h22orf23). The transcript is spliced from 7 exons. The record is from RefSeq and is a predicted model, not a curated record. The coding region runs from base 163 to 837 and encodes 224 amino acids. NCBI's taxonomy places the organism in Eukaryota, Metazoa, Chordata, Actinopteri, Clupeiformes, Clupeidae.